AUGGACGGUGACAGCUCCGGCUCCAGCAUUCCGGGCCAUGCGCCCGCUCAUGCGGCUCAUCCUCAUUCUCAUUCUCACGGCCACAGUCAUGGUCAUGGUCAUGGCCAAGCCCAUGGUCAUUCCCCGGGAGAGCGGUCCGACGCCAUCUCUGACGCGGGAGCCCAAAAUCGUCCCCGCAAAUUUGUGAUACAAAGCACCUUUGGAGUCCCACGAGAGAGGAGGAGUCGCAAGAGUCGUCCAUGUGAUGCAUGUCGCCGCCGGAAGACUGCAUGUAUCAUCACUACGGAGCCCCCAUGUGCCUUUUGUAAGAGUAGGGGGAUAGUGUGUCAGUCUACAUCGACGACGGACGGACCACCUGUGAGGCAACAGUCUGGUUCAGACCAUGGUUCAACGCAACCUGCAAGCACAAACCACUCUCUCCAGGAUUUCAGCCCCGGUGGCCCAGGAGAACGGGAUUCGACAGAUAAUCUGGCCAGUCCGAACACUACAAAGUCCAGCCCUAGACCUGUCACUUCACCUUCCACUGUCUCAGUCUCAGCAGCCAGCGACUACUCAUCCCGCCAAGGCUAUGAGACCAAUUAUGCAGGAUACUCGUCAUCAACCUACCCUCGGGGUAGGCUGAAGUCCGAUACGGACACCAGCACUACAAGCAUGGAUAUUGUGCAACCAACCCUGAACUCCCCAGAGUCGUCGGGUACCAGUGGCUCGGUUCAUACCUUGGAAGACAACCCGGGCAGGGCCACGUACUUCCUGGGGCGCACCGCCGAGCAAGAUCCUUUCGUUCUUGAUGCCUUUAGCUAUGGCAUUCUGAGCGAAACAGCAACCGUCGACGCCAAUGUAGUCCAGCUGCACCGUGGGGGCUCAGAUGUAGACGACCUUCCUCUGCAUUUUCUGUUCCUAUCCAUGGGCCACCCCAAGCACACCAAUGAAACCCGAGAGCAAGCUUCAGACGCCAUCGAAACUAAGGUGUGGCCUCACGCAGACGUCCUCGUCUGGCUGUAUUUUAAGCAUGUACAUCCAGUGCUGCCGAUUGUCUCCAAGGUUCGCUUUCUUCGCCGCUACUCAACUAACAGAAAGUCGAUACCGGGAUGUCUACGAGGCGCGGUGUAUGCUUUGGCAUCCGUUUUCUGGGCGGAGGACCCAAACACUCGCCGUGGAGACCGGUUCCCAUUGGAACAGCAUGAGAUCGUGGAUCAGGCUCACAGGGCACUCCGCAGAGAGAUCGAGAAUCCCAACUUCUUUGUUUUACAGGCGUGCUUGCUCCUUAUCCACAUUCAACCUCCUUCUAUAGAUGCAAUGGAAGCACCAUCUACAUUCACGUUGAGUGCACAGGCCACGGCUUGUGCUCAGUUGAUCGGCCUGCACCAAGACCCGGGCGAGUGGAACUUGGAGAUUAUCGAAAAGAAGCUGAGGAAGAAACUCUGGUGGGCGACGUUUGUGACAGAUUGCUGGGCAGCUGUUUCGCAUGGCAACCCCCCGCAUAUCGGCGAGACUUCUUACAACACUACUAUGCUGGAUAUCGAUGACCUUCGGUGCGAUGAAGAUGUACCCGAGGACUUGCGUCAUCUUGUGGACAGCACAAACUGGAUGUUCGAUGUUGCGUCGGGUGCUCGAUUUUUGGAAACGAUAAAGAUUACUCGAUCACUUCGUGGAGUCAUAGACUCUAGCUUCCAAGUCGACAUGAAGUCACCAAACGUGGUUCAACGUCUAGCAUCUCGAGACCAACUCGCCGAGAUACAGGAGAAAUUGAAGGACUGGCCAAGUCUAAUUCCGUCAUGUCUUGUUGUUCCUCGGAACAGAGACCCAACAGUCUCUUGCUUUAACUGCCCGCUUCAUCUCACCUUCUAUGCAUCCAAGGUCCUCCUCUACCGCGCGUUGAUGCACCCUGCGACUAAGGCUGCGAAGUCUGAUCCCAACUCCAAUCUAAGGCAAUGGUUUCCCUAUGCGAUUGCUGACUUUGCCGGGUUCUCCGAAUUUUUCGUCAGCAUUAAGCCCGGUGAUUUGAGAGGCUUCUGGGGUCGUCAUGCUCGAUGUCAGUUGAUUCUCUGUGGAAACUUCUUGGUGUACCUGUUCCUCAUGGCAGCGGAGAAGGAGCACAUCGAGGCUGCGCACAGGAUGCUGGAAAGCUUUCGAGUCAAAGUCAACAAGAUAGCCGACACGGAUCAUAUUCCAACGCGAGCCUUGAUACGCGCCACGGCAAUCCGCACAAAUUCCUUCUUUGCACAGGCUGCAGCAGUUAUGCGCCACGGUCCUGAAGCAUCUAUCACGGAACCCAUCACGAUCUGUGGAGUAGAUGGGCCAAUUACAGGACAAGUCAAUGCGCAGAUUCCUCAGAGUUUCACGUCCUGA
Molecule: messenger RNA, 2349 nt
Organism: Pochonia chlamydosporia 170
Lineage: Eukaryota; Fungi; Ascomycota; Sordariomycetes; Hypocreales; Clavicipitaceae
Product: fungal specific transcription factor domain-containing protein
Exons: 5
Coding region: 1-2349 (782 amino acids)
Biological process (GO): DNA-templated transcription
Cellular component (GO): nucleus
Molecular function (GO): DNA binding; DNA-binding transcription factor activity, RNA polymerase II-specific; zinc ion binding
Source: RefSeq, a predicted model, not a curated record